Aspergillus costaricaensis CBS 115574 is the source of this 1551-nucleotide messenger RNA. Its product is annotated as cytochrome P450. The transcript is spliced from 5 exons. NCBI's taxonomy places the organism in Eukaryota, Fungi, Ascomycota, Eurotiomycetes, Eurotiales, Aspergillaceae. The record is from RefSeq and is a predicted model, not a curated record. The coding region runs from base 1 to 1551 and encodes 516 amino acids. Gene Ontology annotation, molecular function: iron ion binding; oxidoreductase activity, acting on paired donors, with incorporation or reduction of molecular oxygen; heme binding.
AUGAUGUUCAAGCCGUUUACUGGCGUGGGUGAAGCAGGAAAUGUAGGCAUUGUGUUGCUGGUUGGCUUCAUAUUACUUGUUCUAACGCGGGCCCUGUAUCUGGGCGUCUUCCAUCCUCUGGCCAGAUACCCAGGUCCUCUCCUUGCGCGGUUCAGCAAUCUAUAUUCCGCGUAUCAUGCGUGGAAAGGGGACAUUCAUAUUGACAUCUACCGUUGCCACGAGCGAUAUGGGGACCAUGUGCGUUAUGCGCCCAACCGGCUGCUAAUUAACACGGCAGGGGCUGUCCAAGACAUAUACGGUCAUCGCGCGCCCGUCAAGAAAUACGUGAACUACCGGGUGCUCGCGCAGCAGGCACCUAAUACCCUCACGAUGCAAGAUAAAAUCCAGCAUAGCCGCCGACGCCGGGUGCUGAGCCAGGGAUUCUCCGCCCGCAGUCUUGAAUCGUGGCAGCCCAGGAUCGUCUCUCAGCUUGAUCGACUAUCCCAGGUCAUACGCGGAUGCUUGAUCACGAUGCCCUCUUCAAUGGAGAAUGGAUGGACGGCGCCUCUUGACAUGGCACGCACCUGCAAGUCUCCUUCGUCAAUAGUUGACCGCCUCACUUUUGAUACAAUGACCUCGGUUUCUUUCGACUCGGACUUCGACACUCUCCGAUCGUCGAAAUAUCGCUAUGUGAUUGAGGCAAUCUCCGCGUCGAACAUUCGACUCAGCGUGCUUCUGCAAGCGCAGGAACUGGCGACAGGCAACCUGGAUGGUCGGUUAUUUCCCUCGUCCAUCGCUGGUCGCAGGCAAUUUGUUCGAUUUAUCCGAGAACUCCUGGGGACGCGGCUGCGUGCCCUUGACAAGGGUGGGGACCUGUUUGCCUUCUUACAGCAAUGCAAGGACCCUGCCACGGGCGAGGGUCUGGGCGUGACGGAAUUGAGCACGGAGACUGCCACCUUUAUCAUUGCCGGAUCUGAUACGUCAUCAACCACCAUGGCUGCUGUAUGCCACUACGUGACCGUCUCUUCUGAAUGUCAUCGCCGGGUAACAGACGAGGUACGGUCGGCAUUUGCCUCGCUGACGGAUAUCCGCCUGGGACCAGCCUUGAAUUCUUGUGUGUUUCUGCGGGGCUGCGUUGAUGAAGCCUUACGCCUCUCGCCGCCGGCAGGGAGUGCUCUCUGGCGGGAAGUUGAGGACGGAGGCGCCUCCAUCGAUGGUCACUGGCUUCCUCCGGGCUGUGAGGUCGGGGUAGGAAUCUAUAGCAUUCACCACCGCGCCACCGAGUGGCCAGAGCCCUUUCAGUUCAAUCCCGACCGGUGGCUGAAGGGAUCGGGGACUCAGGAAGUCGACGGCCGCGCGUACAUGCCCUUCUCGAUCGGGGCCCGGAGCUGUAUUGGUAAACCGUUGGCGCUGGCACAGGUGAUGCUCACUAUGGCCCGUCUAUUCUGGGAAUUUGACAUGCGGAGGGGGGAUCGAAAUGACAGCGAAGCCAAGGAUAUUGAGUAUGUGGUGGCGGAUCAUGUUACGGCCGGGGGUCAGGGUCCCAUGCUGUCUUUCCGACCGCGGAUUUGA